Molecule: messenger RNA, 579 nt
Organism: Gaeumannomyces tritici R3-111a-1
Lineage: Eukaryota; Fungi; Ascomycota; Sordariomycetes; Magnaporthales; Magnaporthaceae
Exons: 3
Coding region: 1-579 (192 amino acids)
Source: RefSeq, a predicted model, not a curated record
AUGGCCCAGGGCGCCCCAGCCGCCAAGCGCGACCUUGAGGCCCGCGAGCCCCGCCGCGGUCGUUCCGGCGGUAGCCGUCCUGCCAAAGGUGGCGGUAGCGGCAGCCGUUUGGAGAAGGCGGCUAACGUUGCCUCGCUUAUUGGGUCCGCUUCCGAGGUUGCCAAUAACGCGCACCAAAUUGCCCAAGGCGCCGCCGCCCCCGUCGCCAAGCGCGAUCCCGGCCACCGCAUUUCCUAUUCGAGGAAGCUUGCUGCCGCGAAAUCUAUCGGCGCCUCCUUCGGGCAGAUGCUUGGUAACGCCCAAACGAUAAGCCAGAACCACCUGGCCGGCCAGCAGCAGCAGCAGCAGCCGGAGCAGGACCAAACCGCCCCGCCGCCAAGCGCGACCUUGAGGCCCGCGAGCCCCGCCGCGGUCGUUCCGGUCGUGCCGGUCCUUAUUGGGUCCGCUUCCGAGCUCGCCGUCCCCGCCAAGCGUGAUAUCGAGGCCCGCGAGCCCCGCCGCGGUCGUUCCGGCCGUGCCGGUCGUACCGGCGGUAGCGGCAACCGCUUGGAAAAGGCGGCUAACGUUGCGCGACCUUGA